Folsomia candida is the source of this 2442-nucleotide messenger RNA. RefSeq lists its product as uncharacterized. Lineage: Eukaryota; Metazoa; Arthropoda; Collembola; Entomobryomorpha; Isotomidae. The transcript is spliced from 3 exons. The coding region runs from base 783 to 2240 and encodes 485 amino acids. The record is from RefSeq and is a predicted model, not a curated record.
AAUUUCUUUGCAUAGUUGUAGUUGUAGCUUUCUUUCUUACAAAAUUCCAUCAGAAUUAAAGCUAAUUCUGGUAUAAUUAUUAGACCACUCGCUCCCCUCAUUCAUUUCAUUUCACCUCCAUAUAAAUUAUUUUAAAUACAAAAGAGUUCGCUUCAGCCAAAAUAAUUCCUACCUGUCACACACCAAUGUCGACGUUUGCAAUAAGAAUGAGCAAAAUGACAAAAGGUUCGACGAAUCUGUAAACAAAAAAAGACAAGUAGGUCAGUGACUCCUACUUACUUUUUCUCCGCGCCACUGCAAGCAGAGUUCAAAUGGAAAGACGGUUUUACUCCGAAUUUCUCUCUUCUCUUUUCAAAACAUCCCUCUCAACUCAAAAUUUCAGUCUAGUUUUAAUUAAUUUUAAUUAAUUAAUUUUCAACCAUGGAUAAAAAGAGUAGCAAGGCGACUACUUCUCAGGCCAGGCUGGAUAGUUUUUUCCCAGUAAAUCAACCCACCACCAUUAAUACUGUCUCGACCCCCAUGAAAAGUGUCACACCCUCAACUUCAUCCUCAUUUCAAGUCCUCCCUUCAGUCGAACGUGAAAAUGUGACCCCCAAGUCUCCUGCAGGAAAAAGACAAAGAUUGUUGCUGAAGACAGAUGAAAGCGUCAAAAAGUUCAUCAUCCCAGACAAUAUGAAGCCCAAUAUGAUAAUGGGUUAUCAAAAUGAGAAUGGGGAAUUUGUGACAUUUGAGGAAACAGGUUAGACAACCAUCGAUAUGACUGAGACAGAAAGUAAUCAAUUAUGUUUGAAGAAUCCCCCAUUGGUUCACAAGACGUUGUUGAAAAGCCAAAACCACCCGCAGUGAAGAAACGCACCGUUCUCGACAGCAUAAGGGAGACGCUGAUUGAACAUUUGGGGUACACGGGGAAGGAGGAAGACUUUGACAAGUCUGAUGUGUAUCUUAAGUGUAUGAGGGAAUUGUCUCCUAAAUCUAGAACAUCCAAAUUAAAAAAAAGUGAUGGGACGUGGGCUUAUUUGAUGCACAAUAAUAAGCCAGUAUACAUAAAAUGGCAACAGGGAGAGUUAUUUUUCAACCAAAAAAGCGAUUGGAAUGGAUCGGAUAAGAAAUGUCGAGUAUGUUGGUUAAGUCAAAAGGAUAAAAAUAAUGGAUUCUGUAGGACACAUUCCAACAAAUUACAGGAAGUACUGCUGAUAAGGGACACACAGAGUAAUACCCCUGUGUAUGCAGUAUUGCUACCACCAUUUAAGGUGUCCAAGUAUUACGACGAGUCUAUCAACAAAUUUCUGAUGGGUAUAAAAAGUGUUGAGGGCAAUGUUUUAAUCUCCAAGUACAUGAAGAACAAUAACGCCAAGUUCAGUAUUGCAAAACAUUGGUCCGUCCCUACCACUGAAGCUUGCCAAAAAUUCAACACAAUCUCCAUUGCACUUUUUCUUCUCUUCAAAUUCCAUAACUCCACUGCAGAAGAAAAUAAAAUAAAACUUCUCAUGGGGUGGGUGACCUACAAGGGAAAGAGUGGAGAAGAAGUCAUUUGGGAUGAAGUCCUGCAGAUUUUAAAAGACAACAAUAUCGUCUUCUCAUCUCAGCCUUUGGAUUCUCUCUUGGACCGAACCCGUAGUCCUCUCCUCCCAUCAAAUUUCAAUUCUAAGCUCCCCCAUACAUAUGAGGGUCAUAACCAAAAGGGGGGAUUGUAUGACGGGGUGAUGUUCUCAAAGAGGAAAAAACAUGGACGCAAGGGAUCUGUGCAGCAUUACUUAACUAUCAAAACUGGCCUACGUGACUGUGACAAGAGAACGAUAGAGAACAUUUUUCAGUGUCAACUGACUGAGAAAGAAGAUGCCAUCAUGAGGACGGUGGAAUUUGAGAAGGAGGAAGUUGAAGGCGAAGAGGAGGACGAGGAGGAAGUUGAAGGCGAAGAGGAGGAUGAGGAGGAAGUUGAAGGCGAAGAGGAGGAAGUUGAAGGCGACGAGAAAUCGGAAAUUUGGAAAAAGAUGAAAUCCAAGGCAGAACAAGUGGAAAUGAUGGCUCAAAUGGCCACCUGUAUUGCAACCAUGCUCAAGAUGACCAACAAUUCUCACCCAAUCUGUCCCCUCACAAAGAAAUUGUACAACUGGGAUGGAUUUGACAUGCAAAUUUUUGAGAUUUCACUUAAAACUCUUAAAGGUGACAGUGGAACAGAAGAAGAGUCUGAGGAUAAGUGGAGGACGUGUAGAGUUCAUUUGGGGGAUUCAUACUUUUAAAAAGUUGUCUCAUAGUUAACUUGUCGGCAAUUACCCUUGAAUGCGCUACCGCCGCGGGUUUGGACUAUCUCUAAAUAUGAGUAGUUCGACCCCCCUAUAUAGUACAUAGUUAACUUUCUAAUGUGUUAACACACGUUGUAAUUUCUAGUUUAUUUGUAGUUUCAAAAUAAACAACUCACGCGGUGAUCCCUUCUGUUGAUAA